UAGAUGAAUACUUUGAGUAUGAAGCUGAGGAGUUCCUGGUCUCCUUGGCCUUGUUGAUCACUGAAGGUCGAACGCCUGAGUAUUCAAUCAAGGGCAGAACAGAGGGCUUUCAUUGCCCACCAGCACAAUCCAGUCAGCCACCAACAACUAAGCAUGAAUGCAGCGACAAAGUGGCUCAGUGUCGUCAAGCCAGGCGAACCAGAUCUGAGGUUAUGCUACUUUGGAAGAACAAUAUUCCAAUCAUGGUAGAAGUGAUGCUACUUCCAGACUGUUGCUAUAGUGAUGAAGGGCCCACCACUGAGGGGAAUGAUUUGAAUGAUCCUGCAAUCAAACAAGAUGCAUUGCUGUUAGAAAGGUGGAUUUUGGAACCAGUUCCUCGACAGAGUGGAGAUCGAUUUAUUGAAGAGAAGACGCUUUUAUUGGCUGUUCGCUCUUUUGUUUUCUUCUCUCAGCUAAGUGCGUGGCUGAGUGUUUCACAUGGUGCUGUUCCCCGAAACAUUCUGUACAGGGUGAGCGCUGCAGAUGUGAACCUGCAAUGGACAUUCUCCCAGACACCAACUGAGCAUGUCUUUCCUGUUCCUAAUGUUUCUCACAAUGUGGCCUUGAGAGUCAGCGUCCAGUCUUUGCCCAGACAAUCGAACUACCCAGUUUUGACCUGCAGUAUUCACACCAACCUGAGCUAUUACGAAAAGCAAAUGCAAGAGCAUAAGCUACAUCAGCGUGGCGAUUCCAGUGCAGCACAGCAAUGCAGUACCCCUAGUCCACAGCGCUUCUAUGGGAAACAGACGUGGACAAUGACACCUGAAGGCUUACUUAAUGGGAAAAAGACAACUGAAUUUACUACAUCUAUCAGAAAUUUAAAACUUUAUCCAUCUACCGGACUUGGAUCUGACUUUGGGGUGUCACGAUCUAAAGUUCACUGCUAUAAUGCUACAGUAGAUAAGAAACAGUCUCACGAAAGACCUGUCAGAACUUUUAAAUCCUUUUCUCUAGUUGAUUCUUGUGUUUCGAAUAGUCAUUCCUCUCAUCCGCCCACAGGAGAAACCAAUCCUUUGAUAGGGUCUUUACUUCAAGAGCGACAAGAAGUGAUAGCAAGGAUUGCCCAACACUUGAUUCAUUGUGAUCCAGCUACUUCUCAUGUUGCUGGACGUCCAUACAAAGUGCAGGAGACUAGCCCAGUUACUUCAAAAAUUUUCCGAAGUACAUAUGAAGAUGAAAAUUUGCUGAAGAAAGGCAAGGAACCAUCUUCUGUUUCUUUUGCUAAGUCUGAUUUUUCUUUGUUAGAAGACAGCAGUAAAUCAAGGGCAAAGACACCUGAUACUCCUGUCAGUCCUUCUAGGUUUGAUGGAGAGUCGAAGACUUCUGUCAAAGUCCAAGCAAGAAGAAAAUUGGUUUUAGCAAAACCCAGUGAGGCUGUCCGAAGCGCAUGUCAUCAGUCUUCAAACAAAACUUCUCAUGCAUUUACUAACAAUCACACAUCCUCAUCUUCAUGUAGUAAAGAAAAUAAAUCUGAGUUACCAGAAAAAUUGGAAAUGAUACAUUCUGGUUGCACACAGAAAGACCAGAUAACCAACAGAAUUAAGCAGUAUUCAGAUUUCAGCAGCAUUGAUGAACAGAUUUGCACAAAUAAACUUAAAGAAAGAACAGUUGUUAGUGAGAACAACGGCACGGACAGUUUUAACAAUUUACAGAUAGACAAAUGCAGAAUACUUGAAGGUACAAAAAAAGCAACUGUGUUGCAGGUAUCUGACUCUUCGCUCAAAAAUGAGCUCAAGUGUUUAGAUAAAGACUCAAAAUACCCAAAUAUUUAUGAGCAAAAUACUCAGCUCAUUAGUAUUGAAAAUUAUUUAAAUAAAGACCAUGACAGUUUCAAAAACAAAACCAAACAAGAUAAAACAAAAACUGCACAUGAUGAGAAUGAAGACCCAAUAGGCCUUGAUUUCCAGGGCACUUCUCAGAAGAAACCUACAGAAGAUGUAGUUAAAUGUGAGCGGACAAAGAACCCAGAUGUACAGAAAGCACCACCUCUAAAACACGCAAAUAUAUGGCGGAAACAUAAUUUUCGAUCCUUGGAUGGAACUUCAACCAAGGCUUUUCAUCCCAGAACUGGAUUGCCUCUGCUUUCAAGUCCUGUUCCUCAAAGGAAAACUCAGUCUGGGUGCUUUGAUCUGGAUUCAUCACUGCUGCAGUUGAAGUGUCUGUCUGGAAGAAGCCCACAACAAUGUAUAAACAGAGACAGUGAUCCAGAGAGCCAUGGAAAACCAUUUCUGAGUUCUAGUGCUCCACCAGUAACAAGUCUUAGCCUUCUGGGAAACUUUGAGGAAUCUGUCCUAAAUUUUCGUUUAGACCCACUCGGCGUCGUGGAGGGUUUCACAGCAGAAGUGGGAGCAAGUGGAAUCUUUUGUCCCACACACAUGACUCUGCCAGUUGAAGUGUCAUUCUACAGCGUUUCAGAUGAUAAUGCACCCUCUCCUUACAUGGGUGUGAUUACUUUAGAGUCCCUUGGUAAAAGGGGUUAUCGGGUACCGCCUUCAGGAACAAUACAAGUGACCUUAUUUAACCCUAACAAAACUGUGGUGAAGAUGUUUGUGGUGAUCUAUGACUUGAGAGAAAUGCCAGCUAAUCAUCAAACAUUCCUACGGCAGAGAACUUUUUCUGUUCCCGUCAGACGAGAAGUCAAGAGAAAUACCAAUAAAGAAAAUAGUCAGCAGACUGAAGAAAGGCUACUACGCUACCUCAUACAUCUGAGGUUCCAGAGUUCUAAAUCUGGAAAGAUCUACCUCCACAGAGAUGUAAGGCUCCUGUUCUCCCGGAAAUCCAUGGAAGUUGAUAGCGGCGCUGCAUAUGAACUCAAAUCCUACACUGAAUCUCCAACAAAUCCUCAGUUUUCACCAAGAUGCUAGCAAACAAUGGCAAACUAUAGUAUUUGUUUUACUGUUGAUUACUCCUUACAAGCGAAGAUCAGUAGAGACGACAGUAUAAAGUUAAGUCUGUAAAGGAAUGAAAAUAGCGCUCGAGAGAAGGUUCUUCUGUGAUCCUGGACCAGUUUUUAAAAGGUUUCUGGAAUGAGCUUUGUGUAUUCCAAGUAGACUGGAAACAUACUUAAAUCUAAUCUUUUUGUACUGUUUAAAACCACUUCAUUGGAUGUGUUGCAAUAGCAAAUUCCCAAGUUAGUUUAGUGUUUACACUUUUUAUUUUAUUUUUCAGUUAUUUAAUAUUUAAUGUUUCAUUUAAUACUCAAGUGAUGUUUGUCUUUAGUGUUCUAAUGUAGCAUAAAUCCUAUGUAAAGUCAUACUAUGUAUUUUUGGCAUUAAUAUUGAAAUCUGAAAUAUAUACAGAUGUCUUUAAUCUGUGUGAUGUUUUAAGUGAUAUUCAUUUAAGUUAUUGAAAGUGGGGACAACAGGUGAAUUUCCACAACAUUUCAUACUAUGCAAGCAUUUAGCUUUCUUCUUUUUUUUUUCCCCUCUUUAAUGGCACCUUUUUCCUUUUUUUCUUCAGAUGCAGAGUUAAUCUCACAAACACAGUGCAGAUUCUUUAUGUACUUACUCAUGCAUUCAGAUCAUUGGUUCAAUUCAUGUGUUUCUCCCUCAGUUUCUUUCUUUCCUUAAGGGCCACUUUAAUUUUGCUUUCUGUUAUUAGUUUUUCUCACAUAAAAUUCGUGCCCUCCCCCAUUUGAUUUCUCAGAUUGUGUUAAAGGAUGUACUGUACAAACAAAUUAGUAUUUAUACCUUAAAUAUAUGCAAAAGCUAUGAAACUUGUACUUUUUGUUUUAUUUUUAGAUGAGGAUCUUCAUGUAAUCCUAAGUAUUUUUAAUAGGUAAAUUGCAUUUAGGCCACUAGGUGGCCAUAAGUUUUACUAGAAAUGCUACAGUUGGCAUAUAAAUAUUUUCCAAUACAUAUGUGUAUUCCUAAAACAAAAGACAGUCAGAUAAACAGUUUAUGCUGAGUGUUAAACUGUGUAACUGAGAGAAAUAAAGCUAGAAGCAUUUGAUUACAA
This is a messenger RNA of Merops nubicus (carmine bee-eater), 3996 nucleotides long. RefSeq names its product family with sequence similarity 214, member A (gene ATOSA). The record is from RefSeq and is a predicted model, not a curated record. Bases 213 to 2903 code for a protein of 896 amino acids. NCBI's taxonomy places the organism in Eukaryota, Metazoa, Chordata, Aves, Coraciiformes, Meropidae. The transcript is spliced from 12 exons.